Messenger RNA from Eurypyga helias (sunbittern), 765 nucleotides. RefSeq names its product YEATS domain containing 4 (gene YEATS4). Lineage: Eukaryota; Metazoa; Chordata; Aves; Eurypygiformes; Eurypygidae. The annotation marks the transcript as partial. The transcript has 6 exons. The record is from RefSeq and is a predicted model, not a curated record. Gene Ontology annotation, biological process: regulation of DNA-templated transcription.
GGCGUUACCAUCGUGAAGCCGAUCGUGUAUGGAAACGUCGCGCGGUAUUUCGGGAAGAAAAGGGAAGAGGAUGGUCACACUCACCAGUGGACGGUUUACGUCAAGCCUUACAGAAACGAGGAUAUGUCAGCCUAUGUGAAAAAAAUACAGUUCAAGCUGCACGAAAGCUACGGUAAUCCCCUAAGAGUUGUUACCAAGCCACCGUACGAAAUCACCGAAACAGGCUGGGGUGAAUUUGAAAUAAUCAUCAAGAUAUUUUUCAUUGAUCCAAAUGAAAGACCUGUAACCUUGUAUCACUUGCUGAAGCUUUUCCAGUCCGAUACCAAUGCCAUCCUGGGAAAGAAAACUGUAGUUUCGGAAUUCUAUGACGAAAUGAUAUUUCAAGAUCCUACUGCGAUGAUGCAGCAGCUGUUAACAACCUCUCGUCAGCUAACACUGGGUGCUUAUAAGCAUGAAACAGAGUUUGCAGAUCUUGAAGUGAAAACCAGGGAAAAGCUGGAAGCUGCCAAAAAGAAAACGAGUUUUGAAAUUGCUGAGCUUAAAGAAAGACUAAAAGCAAGUCGUGAAACCAUCAACUGUUUAAAGAAUGAAAUCAGAAAACUUGAAGAAGAUGAUCAGUCUAAAGAUAUGUGACGAGUGUUGACUGGAUGAAGAGGCUGUACUGAAAAUGGGAGCGCGUCAGUGAUGGAAUUGUGUGUGCUCUCUUGGAUCUGUAACUGAGACCAUGUGCACUUCACUGGCAAACGAUUGAAGUAUGUGGCAAUU